ACUGUGCGGGAAGCCAAAGCGUGUUGCUGCCUGCUGUCUUUGUCUCCCGUCUACACAGCUCUUGUUACUCCUCGUCAACGCCCUCCACAGAUCUGCAGGAUGACGAGUGCAAGAAAAGUACCCAAUGGUGAUAUGCAGGAGAACAUGUUGAAGUAUUUGGUGAAGAAGAAUAACAAAGGAACAUCAACACACACUCUCCAAGUCCUCACAGAGAACACAGAUGCUAACUCUAACAUCAAAAAG
Messenger RNA from Homarus americanus (American lobster), 243 nucleotides. RefSeq lists its product as uncharacterized. NCBI's taxonomy places the organism in Eukaryota, Metazoa, Arthropoda, Malacostraca, Decapoda, Nephropidae. The record is from RefSeq and is a predicted model, not a curated record.